Messenger RNA from Oncorhynchus gorbuscha (pink salmon), 5771 nucleotides. Its product is annotated as filaggrin-2-like. The record is from RefSeq and is a predicted model, not a curated record. Gene Ontology annotation, biological process: binding of sperm to zona pellucida; positive regulation of acrosome reaction; egg coat formation. Gene Ontology annotation, cellular component: extracellular matrix. Bases 83 to 5710 code for a protein of 1875 amino acids. The transcript has 10 exons. Lineage: Eukaryota; Metazoa; Chordata; Actinopteri; Salmoniformes; Salmonidae. Gene Ontology annotation, molecular function: acrosin binding.
UUUGUCAGACAUCGUGGCUAUAAAAUGGUUUGACAGACUCUGUGGAAGAAUUGACAAGAAUAACUUAUGUCUAUUUGGGGUGAUGGGGUUCAGUCAAGUGGCUGCAGUGCUGCUGUUGGUCGUGGUGUUUGGCUGUGUUAGUGAUGCUUGGAUGUCCAGAUGGUUUUAUCCAAGAUCGGGGUUUCUGCAUGACGAUGAAGUUUCAGCACAGUUUGACACUCAGAAGCGAGUGCAAGAAGACCCUGUGGGAGAGGACCCUGUGGGACAAGAACCUAGCGAGCCCGUUGUCGUUCCUGUGGGGCAGGAACCCGGCAUCGAAACUAGCCAGGCUGAAGACCCUGAGAGCUUCCAGUCCAAGCAGACAUUUGAGAACCCUCUGACUUGGCUCUAUCCUACGAUUGAGAAGCAUGUGCGCAAUUCUACAGCGUUUCAGCGGCUAAAGCAGGUGGCAGCCUACGGUGUGGUGGCCUGGUGUGGGAAAAGUCUGGUCCGUGUGGAGGUGAAACAGGAACUUCUGGGGAUUGGCCGGCUCGUCCAGCCAGAGCGUAUCACUCUAGGAGGCUGUGCUGCCAUUGAGGAGGAUGCUGAAGCUCUUGUGCUCACAUUUGAAUCAGAGCUGCAUGGCUGUGGCAGUGAGCUGACGAUGACUGAGGAUGUGCUGAUCUACACCUUCAGUCUUGUCUAUGAGCCAAAACCUCUUGCUAACAUUUCUAUAUUGAACACCAGUAAAGCUAUGGUUGAUAUUGAGUGCCACUACUUGAGGAAUCAUGAAGUAAGCAGCAAUUCCCUGAAGUAUGCUGUAGAACCUAGCAAUCCUGCGGGCCGAGAACCUAGCCAGGUUGUUAUAAAGCCUGUGGUAGAGCCUGUGGGCCGGGAACCUAGCAUAGAGCCUGUGGGCCAGGAACCUAGUGAGCAGCCUGUGGGCCAUGAUCCGGUUGGAAAGCCUGGACAGGAACAUAGCAAGCUUUUGGGUCUAGAAACUAGCAAGCCUGUGGGCCAGGCAGCUGGAGGGCAGCCUGUGGGCCAGGCAGCUGGAGGGCAGCCUGUGGGCCAGGCAGCUGGAGGGCAGCCUGUGGGCCAGGCAGCUGGAGGGCAGCCUGUGGGCCAGGCAGCUGGAGGGCAGCCUGUGGGCCAGGCAGCUGGAGGGCAGCCUGUGGGCCAGGCAGCUGGAGGGCAGCCUGUGGGCCAGGCAGCUGGAGGGCAGCCUGUGGGCCAGGCAGCUGGAGGGCAGCCUGUGGGCCAGGCAGCUGGAGGGCAGCCUGCUGGCGAGCCAUUGGGUAAGGAACCAAGUGAGAUUUUGGGUAAUGAACCGAGUGAGCAACCUGUGGGCCAGGAACCUAGUGAGCAGCCUGUGGGUCAGGAACCUAGCCAGCCUGUGGCCCAGGCCAGGAACCUGGAGCAUGACCCUGGAGAGCAGCCUGUGGGCCAAGAACCAAGCCAGCAGCCUGUGGGCCAGGAAACAAGCGAGCCUGUGGGCCAGGAACCUGGAGAGCAGCCUGUGAGCCAGGAACCUGUUGGAGAGCAUCCUGUUGGCGAGCCUUUGGGCCAAGAACCUAUUGAGCCUGUGGGCCAGUCACCUGUUGGAGAGGAGCCUGUGGGCCAUGAGCCUGUGGGCCAUGAACCUAGCGAGCCUGUGGGCUAUGAACUUGGAGAGAAACCUGUGGACCAAGAACCUAGUGAGCCUGUGGGCCAGCAACCUGUUGGAGAGGAGCCUGUGGGCCAUGAGCCUGUGGGCCAAGAACGUAGUGAGCCUGUGGGCCAUGAACCUAGUGAGCCUGUGGGAGAGCAGCCUGUGGGCCAGGAACCAAGUGAGAUUUUAGGUAAUGAACCUAGCGAGCAGCCUGUGGACCAGGAACCUAGCCAGCCUGUGGCCCAAGAGCCUGUGGGCCAUGAACCUGGAGAGAAGCCUGUGAGCCAGGAACUUGUUGGAGAGCAUCAUGUUGGCCAGCCUUUGGGCCAGGAAGCUAGCGAUCCUUUAGGCCAAGAGUCUAGUGACCAUGUUGGAGAGCCUGUUGGCCAAGUUUCUAGUGAGCCUUUGGACCAAGAACCUAGUGAGCAUGUAGGAGAGCCUGUGGGCCAGUCACCUGGUGAGCAGCCUGUUGGCUAUGAACCUGGAGAGCAACCUGUGGGCCAGGAACAAAGCCAGCAGCCUGUUGGCGAGCCUUUUGGCCAAGAACCUAGUGAGCAUGUUGGAGAGCUUGUGGGCCAUGAACCUGGAGAGCAGCAUGUGGGCCAGGAACCAAGCGAGCAGCCUGUGGCCCAAGAGCCUGUGGGCCAUGAACCUGUAGAGCAGCCUGUGAGCCAGCAGCCUGUUGGUGAGCCUUUGGGCCAAGAACCUAGUGAGCAUUUUGGAGAGCCUGUGGGCCAGCAACCUGUUGGGGAGCAGCCUGUGGGCCAGGAACCUAGCGAGCAGCCUGUGGGCCAGGAACCUAGCCACCCUGUGGCCCAAGAGCUUGUGGACCAUGAACCUGGAGAGCAGCCUGUGAGCCAGGAACCUGUUGGAGAGCAGCCUGUUGGCGAGCUUUUGGGCUAUGAACCUAGUGAGCAUGUAGGAGAGCCUGUGGGCCAGUCACCUGGUGAGCAGCCUGUUGGCUAUGAACCUGGAGAGCAACCUGUGGACCAAAAACCUAGUGAGCCUGUGGGCCAGCAACCUGUUGGAGAGGAGCCUGUGGGCCAGGAACAAAGCCAGCAGCCUGUUGGCGAGCCUUUUGGCCAAGAACCUAGUGAGCAUGUUGGAGAGCUUGUGGGCCAGGGACCUAGUGAGCCUGUGGGCCAGGGGCCUAGUGCGCAGCCUGUUGGCGAGCCAUUGGGUAAGGUACCUAGCGAGCAGCCUGUGGGCCAGGAAACUAGCGAGCAGCCUGUGGGUCAGGAACCUAGCCACCCUGUAGGUCAGGAACCUAGCCACCCUGUGGCCCAAGAGCCUGUGGACCAUGAACCUGGAGAGCAGCCUGUGAGCCAGGAACCUGUUGGAGAGCAUCCUGUUGGCGAGCCUUUGGGCCAAGAACCUAUUGAGCCUGUGGGCCAGUCACCUGUUGGAGAGGAGCCUGUGGGCCAUGAGCCUGUGGGCCAUGAACCUAGCGAGCCUGUGGGCUAUGAACUUGGAGAGCAACCUGUGGACCAAGAACCUAGUGAGCCUGUGGGCCAGCAACCUGUUGGAGAGGAGCCUGUGAGCCAUGAGCCUGUGGGCCAAGAACGUAGUGAGCCUGUGGGCCAUGAACCUAGUGAGCCUGUGGGAGAGCAGCCUGUGGGCCAGGAACCAAGUGAGAUUUUAGGUAAUGAACCUAGCGAGCAGCCUGUGGACCAGGAACCUAGCCAGCCUGUGGCCCAAGAGCCUGUGGGCCAUGAACCUGGAGAGAAGCCUGUGAGCCAGGAACUUGUUGGAGAGCAUCCUGUUGGCCAGCCUUUGGGCCAGGAAGCUAGCGAUCCUUUAGGCCAAGAGUCUAGUGACCAUGUUGGAGAGCCUGUUGGCCAAGUUUCUAGUGAGCCUGUGGGCCAGGAACAAAGCCAGCAGCCUGUUGGCGAGCCUUUGGACCAAGAACCUAGUGAGCAUGUAGGAGAGCCUGUGGGCCAGUCACCUGGUGAGCAGCCUGUUGGCUAUGAACCUGGAGAGCAACCUGUGGGCCAGGAACAAAGCCAGCAGCCUGUUGGCGAGCCUUUUGGCCAAGAACCUAGUGAGCAUGUUGGAGAGCUUGUGGGCCAUGAACCUGGAGAGCAGCAUGUGGGCCAGGAACCAAGCGAGCAGCCUGUGGCCCAAGAGCCUGUGGGCCAUGAACCUGUAGAGCAGCCUGUGAGCCAGCAGCCUGUUGGUGAGCCUUUGGGCCAAGAACCUAGUGAGCAUUUUGGAGAGCCUGUGGGCCAGCAACCUGUUGGGGAGCAGCCUGUGGGCCAGGAACCUAGCGAGCAGCCUGUGGGCCAGGAACCUAGCCACCCUGUGGCCCAAGAGCCUGUGGACCAUGAACCUGGAGAGCAGCCUGUGAGCCAGGAACCUGUUGGAGAGCAGCCUGUUGGCGAGCUUUUGGGCUAUGAACCUAGUGAGCAUGUAGGAGAGCCUGUGGGCCAGUCACCUGGUGAGCAGCCUGUUGGCUAUGAACCUGGAGAGCAACCUGUGGACCAAAAACCUAGUGAGCCUGUGGGCCAGCAACCUGUUGGAGAGGAGCCUGUGGGCCAGGAACAAAGCCAGCAGCCUGUUGGCGAGCCUUUUGGCCAAGAACCUAGUGAGCAUGUUGGAGAGCUUGUGGGCCAUGAACCUGGAGAGCAGCAUGUGGGCCAAGAACCAAGCCAGCAGCCUGUGGGCCAGGAACCAAGCGAGCAGCCUGUGGCCCAAGAGCCUGUGGGCCAUGAACCUGUAGAGCAGCCUGUGAGCCAGGAACCUGUUGGAGAGCAGCCUGUGGGUGAGCCUUUGGGCCAAGUGCCUAGUGAGCAUGUUGGGGAGCCUGUGGGCCAGCAUCCUGUUGGAGAGCAGCUUUUGGGCCAGGAACUUAGCCAGCAGUCUGUUGGUGAGCCUUUGGGCCAAGAACCUAGUGAGCAUUUUGGAGAGCCUGUGGGCCAGCAACCUGUUGGGGAGCAGCCUGUAUUCCAGGAACCUAGCGAGCAGCCUGUGGGCCAGGAUCCUGUUGGAUUGCCUUUGGGCCAGAAACCUAUCCAGGAUGAAGACCCUGAGAGCUCCCAGUCCAAGCAGGCGUCUGAGAACCCUUUGACUUGGAGCUAUCCUGAAGUUGCAAAGCCUGAGCACAGGCCUACUGUGUCUGAGCGGCUGAAGCAGGUGGCGGCCAACAGUGUGUCGGCUCAGUGUGGGGAGAGUGUGGUCCGGGUGCAGGUGAACCAGGACCUGCUGGGGAUUGGCCGGCUCAUACAGCCAGAGCGUAUCACUCUAGGAGGUUGUGCUGCCACUGAGGAGGACGCUGAAGCUCAUGUGAUCACCUUUGAAUCAGAGCUGCAUGGCUGUGGCAGUGAGCUGAAGAUGACUGAGGAUGUGCUGAUCUACACCUUCACGCUGGUCUAUGAGCCAAAACCUCUUGCUAACACUUCUAUAGUGAAAACCAGUGCAGCUAUGGUUGAUAUUGAGUGCCACUACUUGAGGAAUCACGAUGUGAGCAGCAAUGCCCUGAAGCCAACCUGGAUCCCCAACAUUUCCAACAUGGUGAAAGAGGAACUCCUCUACUUCUCCCUGAGGUUAAUGACUGCUGACUGGCAGUUUGAGAGGCCCUCCAACCAUUACUAUCUUGGUGACAUGAUCAACAUGGAAGCCUCGGUCAUGCCGUACCACCACGUUCCCCUCCGUGUCUUUGUGGACCGCUGUGUCGCCACCUUGGCGCCUAAUGUCCACACUGUCCCUAGAUAUUCUUUCAUUGAGGACCAUGGGUGUCUGGUUGAUGCCAAGUUGACCGGCUCCAGCUCCCAGUUCCUGUCCAGAUCCCAGGAUGACAAGAUCCAGUUUCAGCUGGAGUCCUUCAGGUUCCAACCACAGAUUGAUUCCCAACAGCUCUACAUAACAUGUCAUCUGAAAGCAUCUGCAGCCUCUUCCCCCAUUGAUGCUGAGAACAAGGCCUGCUCUUUCACAGAUGGCUGGAAGGCUGCUGGUGGGGAUGACCUGGUUUGUGGCUGCUGUGACUCCAGCUGUGCUGUGAGCAAGGCUAGAGAUCUGGACAGUGAUUUAGAUAUGCAGAAGGAAGGUGAAGCUACCUUGGGCCCUAUCAUGGUCCAUGAGUAAUAUUACAAGAAUCUUUCCUAUUUUUAACUUUUUGAGGAGAAUAAAUCUGUUACAAUAUUCA